GCUCAUUCCGGUGGUGAGAGUUCAUCGGCUACUGUCAUGCUGCUUCUGCCACUCUUGUUGUUUUUUCCUUCUUUGUUAGGAUUGCUUUUUGCCACACAAAACAGCGCUCUCUAUCGAUAUCCAACAGGCCGUGCUUCGUUUGGUAAAUUCAAGUGCGACCCUUUCUAUUUCUUAUGGGAAGAGAAACUUACAUCGUCCAUGGUGGAAGAUAAGUUGGACUGCACUUUCCUUUGUGUCGGUGAAUCAAAGUGCUAUUCGUUCAACAUAGCAGUGUAUCCUGACUCCAAAGGUCUUUAUCUGUAUGAGUUAUUGGCCACAGACAAGCACAGAGAGGCUGAAAAGGUUCAUGCAAAUACUGCCUUCCAUCACUGCAGUCCGUUGGUAAGAUCUCUUCAUAUAUUUGGUGCUUAACACUCUUCGUAUUUCUUCAAAUAGAAACUGGAUGAUUCAAGGAAUGUUCACUUUGUUUCUAGUCUCCAUGUGAAAGCGCUCCUUGUAAGAACGGAGGUGUCUGUGUUCCUGAAUAUGAAAGGAACUCCUAUCAUUGUGAAUGUAAGCCUGGAUUUUGGGGAACUCACUGCAAACGCUACAAAUGUGGAGGUUUUGAAUUUAGUCUUUUACUGUUGCAUGUGGUAGAACUGGAAGAGUCACAUACUGUCAUAAACCACUAUUCUUGUAUGUAUAUGGUUUACCUCUUUUCAACUUUUGGCUAUGAAUUCAAUUUUAAAUCGGUCUAUUGUACUUCUCUUCCCCGAUAAACAUUCCCGUAAAGAGAAAAUAAAUUUCGUGUUCAUGUCAGGCACUUUAUAUUAAGAUAAAUGAAAUCUUUUACUUCUAAAUUUCUUGUGUUCUUUGUUGCUUUGUUAUUUGUUUUUUAGGGAAUCGAACUUGCAGUGACAUCAAGUACUGCAAUCCUGAGGCUAAAAAUGGCUCUUAUGUCAUCGACCCUGAUGGAGAGGGCGGAGUGACACCAUUUAAAGUCUUCUGUGACAUGACUGACAAGGGCGGGAUAGGAGUGACAGUUGUCAGUCACGACAGUGAAAACAGAACACAGGUGGCUGGGUUUGAAGACCCUGGUAGUUAUUGGCGCAAUGUUACUUAUGAUGAAACCAGUCUAAUCCAGCUAGCAAGCUUAACAGCUUCAUCUGCUCACUGUGAGCAGUUUAUCAAAUACGAAUGCUAUCAUUCAAUGCUCCUUUUCAAAAGUAGCAUGUUCGGCUGGUGGGUAUCACGUGAUGACGAGGAGAUGAAGUACUGGGGUGGAGUCAACUCUGUUCCCUUUAAAUGUGCAUGCGGUUUGACUGACACGUGCGCGGACAGCAGUUACGGCUGCAACUGCGAUAAGAACGCUUUGAAUUGGCGAGAGGACAGCGGUUUACUAACAGACAAGUCCAAGCUUCCCGUGAUUCAAAUGAGAUUUGGAGAUACCGGUCAUAUUGUGCUUUACAAUGAAUCAGGAUAUCACACGCUUGGACCACUGGAGUGUUAUGGACUCAUCUAGAACUCAUGAAGACUGUUGAUUAACCACAACUUGAACAGUGUACUCUCUCCGUCAGACCUCAAUUAUAGUUAUAAUUAUUAGUUAUAUUUACAUGUAAUAUUUUCAGAAUCUCAGCAGUGUUGUGUAGUUUUCCAUGGUUUCUUUUUAAAUAGCGCACGUGGUAGACUUUUUCAAAAAGGCAGCCAAUAUUGUUAAGAUCAAACUUGAAUCGCUUAAAGAAACAUCUUCCUUUUCGAAUAGUCACCAGGCAUCAGAGUUUACGGCUAUUGCAUGAGGCGAAAAGUAGCUCUGAUUUGAUUUUCUUCCUACAUCAGAACUGAAGUCAUGUAGAGCAGCAAAGUAAUUUCUGAUUCGCGAAUAAUAAAAAUAUUGAAACAAAGAAAGAUGUUUUCCUUCCUGCCUCGAAUGUGUAACAAAGAAAAAAAUGGAGACCUCAUGAUGAAUUAAAAAUUAAAGCUCCAACGCUCUACCCCUGAAUCACAGAGACUCUGUGGUAAGCUGAGCCAUUACUAACUUCAUGUCACACGCAGGAGGCAUACUGUAAAGAUCAGCUAUGCAAAUAUUUUCACUUCAGGCUUAAAACAGGUGCAAACAAGAAGCAAGGGAUUCAAUGUUUACUUUGAAGUCCAACGCUUAACCUCUCUAACAAAAGAAUACACUCGUCCAUGUCAAUGGGAGAACCCAUAAUCCAUCAAAUAUUUUUGCUCGCGUGCGAUUGGUUUAAACGUGACUCGUGACCGAAAAUAUCCCAGCUACAAGUGAGAAAUAUCCCAGGUAAUAACCCACCUAUUGAUGUUCGCGACUCAAUUGGCUUCUGUAUGUCAUGUGGUACAAAAUCACCGGACAGUAGUCACGCAAUAACCUCCAUAUACGUCGACAUUUGUCCUUCGUUAAUUUCCGUAUAAAAGAAACAAAGCCAUAAUCUUUGUCACCUAACUACUCGUUUGGUAGAGUCCAGUGGUAAUGAUGUUUAAAAGCUGACCUCAAAUGCUACUCCAAAAAUUACAACAAAGUCAGCAAAAUUUGCUGUCAACGCGCGUUACGAUAAUUAAUGAGAGGGUUAGAAAAUACAUACAGCCUUUUUUGGCUUGCUGGUACGUUGGCUGCAAGCUGAUAAUGUCCACGGUCAAGAGAUUCUCCCCAGAAGUUCACAUUUUCCCUCGAAGCUUCGCUUCUCGGCCUCAUAUUCGUCCAUUAGACAAUUUUUCAGCCGCAAACAUUACCAGCCUACAUACCAGCCGCCUGGAGGGGUUUAUUUACCAAAUAUACCCCGAGUGAUGUUCUCCAAAUUUCAAACCUCACAUCCACAACGAUAAAAUUAUUGGUUCAAAAUUUAAUUCAAGAUGAGAGGGGGUUUUUCUUGUUACAGAGGAAUGAACAUGUUUCAGAGGACAAUGAAAAGUAACUAUCCCACGCAGGAAACAAUUAGCUGUUCGUAAACAUUUUUCUUGGGCGUUGCUCCAUUAGGCGCAAAAUUAUGCUCUUCACAACAACAAACAAACAACAAACAAUCUGUUCCUCGUAGUUCACCAUUUUCCUCGAGCUUCGCUAUCGGUAAACUGUUCACAUUUCGGGACAGAUAAUGUGUGUGGACAAAUAUCCGUGCAUAUUUUUGUGCCAAAUGGAGGCUAUUGUUUAUUUAUUCGUUACCACAAAAUUAAAAGUUAAAUUAAGUAGCUAAUUUUAUUCACUUAAUUACGGUAUAAGGUGGAGGGGUGGGGGGGGUAAAGGGUUGGAGGAUUUUUGGAAUCACAUGCUUCUCUCGGGGGGGAAGGGCAGGGGGGAGGGAGGAUCAGUUGUUCUUCUAACUUCUAUUUCUUGCUUGCAAGUGGCAAUCUAAUGGCACCAUACAAACAGAAGAAAAAAUACAAUUAACCAUCUCUUGCAACAAGAAAAAAAUUUAAUAUGGAAUUUUAACAAUUAAAUGAUAAACUACUUGAGCAUGGAGACCACAAGUGUAUCAAAGAGGGGGGGGGGGGGAAAGGGGACACAGAAAAAUGACCAUUCAUACAAGCAUAACUUACAGUACCAGUACCAGUACCACUCAAUACUAACUCAAGCUAAUUGAUCAAAAUUAGGUACAUCUUUUUACCUUGGAUUUCACACCAUCAACUUCUUUUUCAAGUUCCUUUUUCUUUAAAAAGUUACAAAUAUAAGGUCAUGUAAAUGUUUGUACUGAAGAGUUAAAACAACUAAUCUAUUUUAAAGCAAACUGCAACAGGGAGAAGAUAUGACUGAGAAAAUCAAUCAAACCAUCUCAAUGAAACCCACCAUCUUUACAAAUUAUCCAAAUGACAUAAAAAGAUCUAAAAACUAACUGUAUAUGCAUUUUUUUAACUUCAAAAUUAGUCGUUCAUCUUCUAUCAUGGUGGGAAGGAACCUCUGCAAAAAUAACAAGAUUUUACAUUCACCUCAAUGACCAGUUAAUAGCCAAUACGCAAUUUAGGGAAAUUAUACAUUCUUUGUUUUUGCUUUACAACAGUCUUUGACUGGUCCAGGGAACUUGCACACCACAAAUUGGAUCCAACACUAAAAACAAUCACAACUUGGUUACUCGUGUUUUUCUGCCCUUCACACAGUUUGCUUUUCUUUCUUUAUGCUCAUGUUGGCUCCUAUUGAAAUUUCCUCCACUCAAAAUUUGCUGCUGUGAUUUCUAUGGUUUUGGUUUAAUUUAUAUUGAUGCUUAUAUUUUUUCCCUUCACAAAUUACCAAAUGUCCUCUUGCACAUUAGCUUAUUGUGUGUUUUGCUGUCACUUACUGUUUUUUUUUGCCUCUAACCUUCUCAAAGUCUUUUAACCUUUCCUCCUUUUCUUUAAUACUCCUUAGCAAGACCUGCUUCUCUUUAGGCCAAUCCUCCAUUUUGACUGACAUCUUGGAAAUGGGUUGCGUGGUAUCGCAACUCAGGAUUACAGCUUCAUACCAAUGAAGCAAAGACUGAAUAACCACCUAAACCAUUACUAGCCUGCAUGAAUAUUGCUACCAGCUGAAAGACUGAUACUAACAAUGUGGUUGAAACAGGGCGCAGGAGACCAGGUGAUAGUCCAGGCUUUCCAACACCCCGCCAGGUGAUUGUGUUGUGUUCUUAUGCAAGUUAACAAUCUAAUUUGUGAUCAUGUUUAACAGUUACAAGCCAUUGCAUGAGGUUGGAUGGAAGUCCCGCAAAACGGGUCAAGUCAUGGCUUCCUAGUACACUUCCAAAGCUGUUGCCUGCGGUGAAAAAUCUGCCAUCAUUUUACAAAACUCAUACAUGCUUCUAAUUCGUCGAAAUACAUCUUUGAUGUAAUUUUUAUGAUGACACAAUUUGUUAACCAAAGCAAAGGGGAGACGACCAAGUUGGAAGUUAGUCUGCUAAUAAAAUCUUAAAUUAAAGAUUCAAAAGACUUUAUAGUUGAAAACUUUCACCCCUUUUGGGUUCCAAUAAAAUAUGCUAAAUCUGAAAAUGACUGUAAGUCUAGUAUUAGCACUUGAAUCCUUAGGUAGAUAGUCAUCUUUGUUACAAUUUUUCUUUUUCCCUCUGUUUGGAUUUUGCAAGUGAUUAAAUUAUUUGUCUGAGACAUUUCAUCGGACAGACCUUGAUGACCUCUCGUCGGCGCCUUCUACAUUUCAAUAUAUGCACACGAAUUCUCACUACCACUAAAAAACAAAAUGUUAUGUAUUAUGUUAAGGAUUUAAAGUUGUGUGACCAUUACAGUCCCCUUCAGGAUAAAUUAUAUUAAUACUCACUGUCGCCUUCUCUCCCCCUACCCAUGGAGCCUAAAAACGUUGUCAAUCGUUUUAUUCUUCAACUAAUGGCCCACUCUUUAAUUUAGUGUUAACAACUGGGUUGAAAACGUAAAUUAGCCACCGUAAAGAGUAAAAAAGCUGACGUUUCGAGCGUUAGCCCUUCGUCAAUCGCUCUGACGAAGGGCUAACGCUCGAAACGUCAGCUUUUUUAAAAGCAAUGAAAAUGAUCAGAAAAUACAAUCUCAGGGAAAUCAUGAUUCUUUUAAGCCAUCAUGUAAAUAAAGUUUCCUCGAUAUGUUUUUACUUUAUGAUCAUUUCCGGUGAAGUUUGAAUAUAUAUUGAUAACGAAGCAACAAAGUGCAUGUUGCUGCCACCGUUUUGUUUCAAUAUAGCACUUUGCAUAAACUGUUGAGCAAAAAGUCUAAGCCUAUUGAUUUACGAGAGUAUUCUGUUGAACUAACCAUACAUUUUUUGGCGACGAUAUUUACUUAGGUGUUCAAAUAAAAAUUGCAUUUUUUUUUCAGUUUAUACAGUUUCUCCUCUCGAUUAACUUAAUUUCAAAGAUAAAGCGCAUUCGGAAUGAGAGAUAAAAGAAAGGCAUAAAAAUAUAAUAUCAUAGCAUCAACUUUUCUAAACAUGAUACACAACGUGUCAAAAUAUCUGAAUAUUCGCCAAAGUCACGAUGCCUUAUCCUUUAUUGUAUAACAGUGGAUUGAAUUAAUUAGUGUUUCUGCAAGCCGGAGGCAUUCCACAUUUUGACGCUUAAACAAGUUUAGGCGUAAUUAAAUAAUACCAGAGGUUGCAAAGAUCUUCCGACGAUCUUUUGGUAUAUUGACUGAAGUUAAAUAAUUUUUUUGGUUCCUGAUAAAAACCCCCAUUGUUCGUUCUCUCCAAUGUAUUUCCUGCCGACAAGGUGUCUUUUGCUGUUAUUAUAGCGCACUAACAGACCGUUGUUUUGCAUCUCAGGCCUACAUAAGCCGGAGAAUAUUUUUUUUUAUUCCAGUCGAGCAGAACUGGUGUAAUUCAACGCUGUUUGCAGGCUUUUUUCAAAGUACACCUGAAGUUAUCAUAAGCGAGUCAUCUGACCAUUUCUCUUAAGUGAAAUGUUAUUCUUGGCUAGUUCUGUAACAUGUUCGAUAAACAACCUUCGCAAAUGUAAGUUUACUUAUUUGGAUAUCUUUUUUGAAACUUUUACCGGAAAUAUUUUUAUGAGUAACUCUGCAAUGUUUAUAUUUAAAAACAGUAUAGUGUUUAAUUGAAAAUGCUAAUAAACAGAUAUGAAACGACUGACUUUUUUUGCAAAUAAAAUACAUAAUCGAGGCUCACGCGUUUUCCGAUCUUCACAUGUCAGACAGACAUGACGUAGAUGAAUUUAAGAGGAAAACAACAUUAGCUUCUUGUAGUUGGUACCAAGUUAUAGCGUCAAUUUAUUUCAUAUAUUGUUAUCCUGCUGCGAGCCAAAAUAGAACCUCUUACAGAAAUAUGAAUAGUUAAUAGUAUUUAAACCUAUUUGUAUAGAAGGCAUCAAUAGACAUCGUUUCCUCAGUUAAAAAAAAAACAGUUUGAAAGCAAUUCUUUUAAAAAAAAACUAAAAAAAGUAUCAGGUUUGUCAAGAAGGAGAGGUUUAUUCAGGAAAACUUUUUAAAAUUUACUGUUCCACUUCUACUUCCCCUUUAGUAGGAGUUUAUCCCACUCAUGGCACCUGCUUCAUAGAUGUGGCUAUUAAUUCUUAAUUACUGACAAGCAAUAAUAAAGGACCUAUUUUUUAAUUUGAAUGUAAAGUCUGCGGUAUCAUACAGCAACUCAUUCCCGUGGUGAGAGUUCAUCGGCCACCAUCAUGCUGCUUCUGCCACUCCUGUUGUUUUUUCCUUCUUUGUUAGGAUUGUUGUUUGCCACACAAAACAGCGCUCUCUAUCGAUAUCCAACAAGCGAUCUUUUUUUCGGUUACAUAAAGCGCGAUGUCUUCCAUUACUUAUGGGCAGAGAAACUUUCAUCAUCCACGGUGAAAGAUCAGUUGGACUGCGGUUUUCUUUGUCUUCGAGAGCCAAAGUGUCAUUCGUUCAACAUGGCAGCGUAUCCCGACUCCAAAGGAGUUUAUCUGUGUGAGUUAUUGGCCACAGACAAGUACAGAGAAACUGAAAAGUUCCAUGCAAAUGUUUCCUUCCAUCACUACAGUCCGUUGGUAAGAUCUCUCCAUAUGUCUGGUGAUAAAACACUCUUUGUAGUUUUUUUAAUACAAACUGAAUGAUUCAAGAAAUGUUUACUUUGUUUCUAGCCUCCAUGUGAAAGCGCUCUUUGUAAGAACGGUGGUGUCUGUGUUCCUGAAUAUAAAUGGAGCUCCUUUCAUUGUGACUGUAGACCAGGAUUCUGCGGAAUUCACUGCGAAAGGGGAGGUAUUGAAUCUGUCCUACUUUCUGUUGCAUGAAGAAAAAUUGAAAAAAAAAAACUCAUACUGUUAUUUUCAAUCAUCUGUUAUAAAUUGAUGGUUUACCUAUGUUCAACCUUGUGCUAUAAAAUUAAAUGCAUUCGAAUCAGUCUUUUGUCUUGCCUUCCCGAUAAACAUACCUUAAUUGGUUUUUCCUUUAAAGUGCCUAUGACAAGAAUUUUUUUUUUUUUGCAUAAGUAUUUAGCUUAUCAUAUGUUCAAACCAAUUCCGAUAAAAAACAAAAUUUCAAAUAACUUAAAACUCGGUUUUUCGGGCCUUAAAGUGCUCUUAUUUUGUGUUAAAAGUGUACCGUGGACUGGUAACGAAUUAGCGGGUUAUGACGUAGAAAACUGUGAAAGCUCUCAGUGGUAACUUGCAAAUCUCUCAGUUUUCUUGUAAUUUUGAAUCAGUCGACGUUGAAAAACUGUCCAAUAGCGAUGUAUACCUACCUUCACCAAGCUCUACCGAGAGUUGAUACAUCGUACCCAAUUAGUAAAGAAGGAGGUUGCGAUUAGGGUUCAGCCCUACGAAAGAGAACCAUGUGCAUCAAACGAAGAUUUUUGGUUUCUCGCCUGCGGUGUUUAGGUCAAGACGGGAACAAAAAAAAACUCCCGAUACUAAAUGUUUAGUUGUAGCGUUUUGCGCUUUGUUUUCUACGGCGAAAUCCAUUUUAAAAAUGGGUAGCUGUGUCCGUUUCGGUCGUCUUAAAAUUUUAUUCCUUUGCACUAAGUGGGGCGAAGGUUCUCCUUGCUCAGUGCUCUAGUGUUUCGUUGCUGUAGAGUAAUUCCCUUAGCAAACCAAAAGCUAACUUUUGACGAAAGAAUCAGCUGUACCAUGGGGCACGAUGACUUUUCGCCGAGAAGUCAUCGGGCAGUUUCACUGCAAGUUGCUUCUUUCCUUAGAGAUUGCUGAGGCAGAGGCUAUCGUCAAAGGGAAAAUAGUGAGUUUAUAUAGAUUUAAGUCAAUCUCAAAUAGGGAUUUCAAUAGAGGAAAACUCAUUUAGUUUAAGCGCAGCAUUGCCAUGUGAUCCAUUUCGCUCAAUGGCAAAUAACUGACAUCAGUGUUGUAAGUUAAUAUUUCGUAUGUAUCGACUUUCGUACAGCAUUUGGAUUCGCUACCAUCUAAUUCAAUAAUAUUUGUGUUUAUUUAUUUAUCUCGUAGGAAACCUAGGUUAGGAGGAUACACAGCCCUUUCGAGUUUGUGUUUAUACCAGUAUCCGCACCAGAGGUUUCUCAUUGCUAAGGCAACAGGAUAUCGGUCAGCUCAGGAAAGGGCUUGAACUUGAUUACAAAUGAUGUAUUUCUGUUAAUAGAACACGAUGAAAACUGCAAUUAGUAGGAUUUUCAUACGAUUAGAAAAGCGUUAAUGUACUCAUGUGGAAAGACAAGGAGUAUGAGUACAUCUCAAACAGGUGAAAUAAAGAAAACAAUAAGGAGCUUACCAUUCUUUGCUUGCAGCCGAAAAGAAUGUUGAACAAUCGUGUGCGGUGUCGGAACAGGCAUUCUUUUUAGCUAAAUUCAUUGAUUAUCUUCCCUGAUUUAACAAGUGGUAUGUGUUCGUAACAGCCGUUUUCGAAGUCGAUACGGGGCAUAUGGCCGACGACAUUGAAGAGUAAAAUCUCCUCGAUGUCGACGAUCGAAACGCAUCCAUUUUGGUCAUACAGCUACAUCCUUUGGAAAUUAGUGUAUAGAAAUACCCGGUAUAUGUGUAUUAUUCUUGUAGCUAACAUCUUUUAACGCUCCGGCCAUGCAAUGCGUUCGUCCUUUCUUCCAGAUUUCUCCUUUCUUUAACAUAGUUGCCGUCGUGUCUUCACAGUUUUUCUAGGUCACAGCUAUGUAAUGUGAUCGUUUUGGCGGCGCGCUUAACGAGAACACUUUUUGGCCGACAAAUCGUAAUUUCAAAGCGCAGAAAAAUGGUCAAGGAGAACUUGCUAGGCGCAAAGGUCGAUUAUUUCUACUUUUAAACACAGCUAUCAGAAAAUGCAAAAAAUAUAAUUUCGUGUACAUGUCAUAGGCACUUUAUAUUAAGAUAAAAGAAAUCUUUUACUUCUAAAUUUCUAAUAUUCUUUGUUGCUUUGUUAUUUGUUUUUUAGGAAAUCGAACUUGCAGUGACACCAAGUACUGCAUUCCUGAGGCUAAAAGUGGCUCUUAUGUCAUCGACCCUGAUGGAGAGGGUGGAGAGAAACCUUUUAAAGUCUUCUGUGACAUGGCUGACAAGGACGGUGUUGGAGUGACAGUUGUCAGUCACGACAGUGAAAACAGAACGCUGGUGGAUGGAUUUCAGGAUCCCGGCAGUUAUUCGUGCAAUGUCACGUACCAGGGAACCAGUCUCCUUCAGCUGGCAAGUCUAACAGCUUCAUCUGCUCACUGUGAGCAGUUUAUAAUGUACGAGUGCUAUCACUCAAGGCUCUUUCGCGAUGGUUACGGCUGGUGGGUAUCACGUGAUGGAGAAGAGAUGAAGUACUGGGGAGGAGUGGAUUCUAUCGAUGACAAAUGCGCAUGCGGCAUGAACCAUACAUGUGCAAACCCUCAGUACGGAUGUAACUGCGACAAACUUGACCAACAAUGGCGAGAGGACAGUGGUUUACUUACUAACAAGUCUAGGCUUCCGGUGAAGCAACUGAGGUUUGGAGAUACCGGCCUUACAAGUAGUGAUCAGGGAUACCACACACUUGGAAAGUUCAAGUGUUUUGGACUUAUAUAG
Messenger RNA from Pocillopora meandrina, 10352 nucleotides. Lineage: Eukaryota; Metazoa; Cnidaria; Anthozoa; Scleractinia; Pocilloporidae. The record is from the annotation of a GenBank genome assembly.